AUGGAAAAGAUAAAUGAAACCUCUGUGACAGAAUUCUUCCUAAAAGGACUUUCUGGCUAUCCCAGGCUUGAGAUUAUUUUCUUUGUCCUGAUCCUGGUAAUGUAUAUGGUCAUUCUUCUGGGCAAUGGCAUCCUCAUUGUAAUCAGCAUCUUAGACCCCCACCUCCACACUCCCAUGUACUUCUUCCUCAGUAACCUCUCUUUCCUGGACAUCUGCUACACAUCUACCUCGAUUCCUCCUACAUUGGUGAGCUUCUUAUCUCAAAGAAAAACCAUUUCUUUUUCUGGGUGUGCAGUGCAGAUGUUCCUUGGCUUGGCAAUGGGGACCACAGAAUGUGUACUCCUGGCCAUGAUGGCCUUUGAUCGCUAUGUGGCCAUCUGCAACCCCUUGAGGUACCCCAUCAUCAUGAGCAAGAUUGUUUAUGUGCAGAUGGCAGCUGGUUCCUGGGUAGCAGGAGGUGUCAACUCACUGGUGCAAACAAUUCUCGUGGUCCAGUUGCCUUUCUGCAGGAAUAAUGUCAUCAAUCAUUUCAGCUGUGAAAUCCUCGCUGUCAUGAAACUGGCUUGUGCUGAUAUCUCUGGCAAUGAAUUUAUCAUGUUAGUAGCCACAACAGUAUUCACAUUAACUCCAUUGCUACUCAUUGUUGUCUCUUAUACUUUAAUCAUCUCCAGUAUCCUAAAGAUCCACUCAGCUGAAGGGAGAAGUAAAGCUUUUUCUACCUGCUCAGCCCACCUGACUGUUGUGAUUAUAUUCUAUGGGACCAUCCUGUUCAUGUACAUGAAACCCAAAUCCAAACAAUCACUUAAUUCAGAUAAAUUACAAGCCACAGACAAACUUAUUUCCAUGUUCUAUGGAGUCAUGACACCCAUGAUGAAUCCUUUAAUCUAUAGUCUGAGGAACAAGGAUAUAAAAGAGGCAGUGAAACUGCUGGGCAGGAAGGUUUUUAGCAAAUAA
This is a messenger RNA of Gracilinanus agilis (Agile Gracile Mouse Opossum), 954 nucleotides long. RefSeq names its product olfactory receptor 13C2-like. Gene Ontology annotation, molecular function: olfactory receptor activity; G protein-coupled receptor activity. The transcript has a single exon. NCBI's taxonomy places the organism in Eukaryota, Metazoa, Chordata, Mammalia, Didelphimorphia, Didelphidae. Gene Ontology annotation, cellular component: membrane. Gene Ontology annotation, biological process: G protein-coupled receptor signaling pathway. The record is from RefSeq and is a predicted model, not a curated record. Bases 1 to 954 code for a protein of 317 amino acids.